Messenger RNA from Striga asiatica, 522 nucleotides. The record is from the annotation of a GenBank genome assembly. NCBI's taxonomy places the organism in Eukaryota, Viridiplantae, Streptophyta, Magnoliopsida, Lamiales, Orobanchaceae.
AUGAUAGAUAGUAGGGUUCCUCUAUACCACAAAAACAAAAACCGAGGACCCCAACAAGCUCCUAUUCGGAACCUCCACAGGGUGGCAAAGUGUGGUAAGGGGGAGGGCGGCGCCCUUUGCUGUAGAAGAUCGAGAAAGGUUGUGUCGGGCAAUUAUACCAUUCUAGGCUUAACCGAGGCUAUAGCCUUCUUUGCUUUUAGAGGUGAACUCCGAACAGGGCCAUUCUCCUUCUCCCUUGCGGGAACGAGAUUAUCUGGGGAUUCCUAUUCUAUUCCUAUUGACUCUUCGCCGUCUACAACACAAAAAGUUUUGAUUGUAUCUGAAAUAAAGGACAGUCCAUCAGCAUCCUUUAAGCUAAGACUAAGGAAUGGUGGAAGUGAGACAGACGACGAAGCUACAUCAAUCACCGCAGCGUCUGAGUCAGCGGCAUUAUUUAUAGGGGGAAGCCUAAUCCGCUCUUUGAAGGACAAAGAUGCCACUGCUCUUAGCAAGAAUGGCAUUGAUGCGGAUUCACAGUGUUGA